UUAAAAACUCGAAAUACGUCAGGAACCUUCCCUUGGCGCUCUUUCCUUAGAAACUGAGCAGCUCCGCGACCGUCCCACUACCCUCACACCCAAGAAAACUCGGACACUCCGGGAAAAUGAGUUCUAAAGAGACCUGCCGCAACGAGCUCCGCGCCGCCGUUCGCCACCUCGGCGACCGCUGCCUCUACUCCGCCGCCAAAUGGGCCGCGGAGCUCCUCGUCAGCGUCGAUCCCGACGCCCCUCCCUCCUCCGCCGCCUCCUCCGUCGCCUCCCGCGCCACCCCCUCCUCCUCCGGCGCCGGCGCCUCCUCCCGCUCUCUCCACCUCCACCGCCAACAGUACCACCGCGACGGAUCCAGCUUCCGCCGCCGCUUCCGCUCCGGCGGCGCCGCCGCCGACGUCACCUCCACCCCCCUCGGCGGCGUCUCCUACGUCAGCACGCCGAUCCCCGACGACGACGGCGGAUUCGAGGGCGGCGGCGACUCCUACCUCCUCGCCAAGUCCUACUUCGACUGCCGCGAGUACCGCCGCGCCGCGCACGUGCUGAGGGGCCAGGCCGGGCGGAAGGCCGUCUUCCUCCGGUGCUACGCCCUCUACAUGGCUGGUGAAAAACGGAAAGAGGAAGAGAUGAUAGAACUGGAGGGACCCAUGGGCAAGUGUAAUGCUGUGAACAGCGAACUGGUUUCUUUGGAGAGGGAGCUAUCAACUCUUCGUAGGUCUGGUGCUAUUGAUUCCUUCGGUCUUUAUUUGUAUGGCCUCAUACUAAGAGAUAGAGGCUCUGAGAGCCUCGCUAUUUCAGUCCUCGUCGACUCGGUUAACAGCUAUCCUUGGAACUGGUCUGCCUGGUCUGAGCUCCUUUCUCUGUGCACCACCAGUGAUAUCUUAAACAAUCUAAACCUCAAAAACCAUUGGAUGAAAGACUUCUUUCUUGCAAGCGCAUACCAAGAACUUAAAAUGCAUGAUGAAGCUUUGAAAAGAUAUGAAAUUUUAAUGGGAGUAUUUCGGUUAAGUGACUAUAUACAAGCUCAGAUUGCAACAGUGCAGUAUAGUAUGAGGGAACUUGAUGAAGCUGAGGUUAUAUUUGAAGAACUUCUUAGAACUGAUCCUUAUCGUGUUGAUUCCAUGGAUAUAUAUUCAAAUGUACUUUAUGCUAAAGAGAGCCUCUCUGCAUUAAGUUUCUUAGCUCACAGGGUAUUUUUGACGGAUAAGUAUCGGCCGGAGUCUUGCUGCAUCAUUGCGAAUUACUACAGUCUGAAGGGGCUGCAUGAAAAAUCAGUUUUGUAUUUUAGGAGGGCUUUGAAACUUAACCGGAAGUACCUCUCAGCAUGGACUCUAAUGGGUCAUGAAUAUGUUGAAAUGAAAAACACACCAGCUGCAAUUGAUGCUUAUCGAAGGGCCGUUGAUAUAAACCCUAGGGAUUACCGGGCCUGGUACGGUCUUGGGCAAACCUAUGAGAUGAUGGGUAUGCCUUUCUAUGCACUCUAUUACUUUAAAAAGUCAUCAUGUUUACAACCAAAUGAUGCACGGCUUUGGAUUGCUAUGGCUCAAUGUUAUGAAAGUGCUCCACUUCAGAUGCUUGAAGAAGCUAUUAAGUGUUACAUGAGGGCUGCGAAUAGUAACGAUAGGGAAGGAAUAGCACUUCAUCAGCUAGCAAAGUUGCACAGUAUACUUGGGCAUUCUGAACAAGCGGCAUUUUAUUAUAAGAAAGAUCUAGAGCGAAUGGAAGCAGAAGAUAGGAAGGGACCUAAUAUGAUUGAAGCUCUUCUUUUCUUAGCUGAUCACUACAAAUCUGUGGGUCGGUUUGAUGAAGCUGAAGUUUAUUGUACCAGGCUCUUGGAUUACACUGGUCCUGAGAAGGAGACAGCAAAGACCAUCCUACGAGGACUGAAAAUAGCUCAUUCUGGUUUUCCACCAAUGGAAAUUGACCAUUUUUCUGCAUGAACUUCACCCAUCAUGUAAUUUAAUGAUACUGGAAAUCAUAUUCGAAUGCGAAACGAGCCAUCUCAUUUACAGGGAGAGGAAGGAGAGGAAAGGUUUAAUAGAUAUUAACUUCCUAUAAUUGAGAAAUAACCGUGCAAAUUACAAAUCAAAUUAUCAAAAAGCUGAGUUUAUCAACGACUUCCCCACCUGAUAUACAUUGAGGAUUACAUAUCUACAACGUGAAGGUCAUUGUGUUUAGCCUUGCCAAGCGGUUCGCGAUGGCUGGAGAAGUGGAUCUUGGACACAUAAUACCUUGAUAGAGCUUCUGAAGUUUAGCAACCAGAAGCACAAGGCGCCUGCAUGGUGCGAGAAUGAGGGUGAAUGGAAUGACCCAGAUACCGAAUUCCAGUAUCAGCAUCUUAACUCUUUCCUUGCAAGUUUCUUAGUGCCUUUUGCUGUCGUUUGUUCCAGGCUGCUUUAUUUAUAUAGCCCUGUAGUUUCUUUCUGAUGAUGCUUAUUAAUCUUAUUUCUACAAUGUGGGCUUAUCAUCUAUAAUCGUUCAUGAGGCCAAGAAUUUAUUGAAGUCCGUUUGAUUGAUUAGGUGAUUAAUAGGCUUUAUUUAGAAUAUUUUAUGGUUGAUGAUGGUAUUGAUUUGAUAAUUUCCUUGAUGAGGUACUACAUUUAAUAAACAAUUUAAGUACAAGACAUUACUUGACA
Molecule: messenger RNA, 2636 nt
Organism: Ananas comosus (pineapple)
Lineage: Eukaryota; Viridiplantae; Streptophyta; Magnoliopsida; Poales; Bromeliaceae
Product: anaphase-promoting complex subunit 8
Exons: 4
Coding region: 117-1940 (607 amino acids)
Biological process (GO): cell division
Cellular component (GO): anaphase-promoting complex
Molecular function (GO): protein binding
Source: RefSeq, a predicted model, not a curated record